This is a messenger RNA of Leptopilina boulardi, 1535 nucleotides long. Its product is annotated as speckle-type POZ protein B-like. The transcript is spliced from 2 exons. Bases 170 to 1246 code for a protein of 358 amino acids. Gene Ontology annotation, molecular function: ubiquitin protein ligase binding. Gene Ontology annotation, biological process: regulation of proteolysis; proteasome-mediated ubiquitin-dependent protein catabolic process. The record is from RefSeq and is a predicted model, not a curated record. Gene Ontology annotation, cellular component: cytoplasm; nucleus. Lineage: Eukaryota; Metazoa; Arthropoda; Insecta; Hymenoptera; Figitidae.
ACUUAAUUUAGAAUCUAUGCUCUAUUGUAUUUAUAAUUUAAAAUUGUAAACAAUUGUUUGAAAGAAGUAAACAUUGCAACUGUUCCAUGUUAUUGUUUAUUGUACUGGUUUUUUGAGGAAUUAUGUUUCAAAAUUAGAUGAACAAAAAAAAAAAAAAAAAAAAAAAAAAAUGCAUAGCAAAAAACGUAGUUGUAUUGAAUAUAAUGAUAUCAAAACCAAUUUAGUGACUUCAGAUUGUGAAUUUAAAUGGACAAUUAGUAAUUUUAAAAAACUCUUGGGCACAAAAACAACGAUAAAAUCUGAAGAAUUUUCAUCGGGAAACAAUGAAUUUUCUGGAUGGUUUGCAUCAUUAAAAUUACAUAAUGAUGAAAAUGAAGAAAAUUUAUCAUCAUCAAGUACAGAAACAUAUAUUGCUAUUUAUGUAAAUUAUAACGUUAAAAAGGAAUCAUUUUUAAAAUUAAAUUUCGAUUUAUCAAUUUUAAAUGAUCAAAAUGAAAAAUGUCAUACAAUGUCAUUGAAAAAUAUUUCACCAGCAAAUAUUAAUUAUUUUGGUUUCAAUAAAUUUAUAACAUGGGAUGAAUUAAUUUAUCCAAACAGUAAAUUUUUGCAAAAUGAUGGUAUUGAAUUUUUCAUGAAAAUUUCUUUAACACAAUUUGAAAAUGAAGUGAAAAAAUGUGUGGAAAAAAAUUACAACAAUCAACAAAACAUUAAAAAUCAAUUAAAUCAAAGUCUUAUGUUUCAAAAUUCUGAUUUCAGUGAUUUGACUAUUGUUUUUGACGAUGUAAAUUUAUUGGUACAUAAAGCAAUAAUUGCCGAUAAAAGUGAAGUUUUAUAUAAAAAAAUUAAAAAAUUAAAAAACAAUGAACUUAGAUUGCCAAUACCAUUAUCAAUUGGUCAGGAAUUAAUUUCAUUUAUUUACACGGGACAAUGUUCUAAUUUACUUGAGAAUACUGAUGAAUUAUAUGAAACAGCGAUUAGAUUAAAAAUUCAUGAUCUAAGUGAUUUAAUUGAAUCAUUUUUGUUGAAUACAAUGAACAUUGAAAAUGCAUUAAGUCGUUUAGUUUGGGCUGAAGAGCGUCAAGUGAAAAAAUUAAAAGCGCAUGCUAUUAAUUUUAUAAAACGUAAUAUUCGACAAAUAAUUGUGACAAAUGAAUUUCAAAUUGUUUCACAAAAUCAUCAAAAUCUCACAAGAGAAUUAUUUCUUGCAACAGUUGAAAAUUAUGUUAAUGAUGUUGUAGAAAUUUAAUAGGUAGAGUUUAUAAAUUAUUUCAUUUCAUUAAAAACAGUUAAAUGUCUUAAAUAAAUAAUGUGGUAAAAUUACUUCUUUUUUUUAUCGUACACGCGCGCAAAAAUAUUAGGUAUAUAAUUAAAAAUUAAUUUUUGUAUGUAAAUAAUUUUUAAACUUUGAAAAAUAUUUUUAUAAAAUAAUAAUUAAAAAAGAAAAAAAAAUGUUUCACGAUAAACUUUGUAUGUAUAUAAAUAUGUAUUCUAUAUCCAAUAAAAUUAUGUUAAUAAAUUAAGUUGUUUGAAAAAAA